AUGGGCGUGGCCUGCAGAAGCUGGUAGUCAGUGAGGGGGGGGCGGUGCUUGUUGCCUGGUGACCGCUGCAGGGCGUCUCUUCCCGGGCUGAGCUGGAGCGGAGGAGCCGCUGACGGAGCCGGAGGUCGGAGCGGGGAGGAGCGGAGCCGGAUCCCCGGGGCAGGGGCAGCAUGGAACGCUCUCACCGCGCGAACGUGCUGGUGACCUCGUGUCUGAAGACCCCCGUGGACCCCCACACUAAAGCCCCCGUGGCUCUGUACGAGCGGGAGAACGCAGCCCGCCGCCCGGAUAACCGACACUAUGAGAAAGAGUUGGAGUACGACUCCGGCUCAGAGCUGGGGGCCGUGGACCCCCCGGUUAAAAACAGCAGCCCCCUGCUGAUUAAAGACUACCGGGUAACGGGGGAUCACAUUGACCUGCGGGAGUUCUACUUCUCUAACGAGGAGUACUACCGCAAACUGGAGCAGCUGAAGAAAGCCCACCUCCGCACCAUGGCCGAACUGGAGCUCAUGUACCGCAAGAAGCUGGAGCUGAAGGGCGUGGCCCCUCUGCACAGCCCCGAGAGAGCCAAUCAGCUGCAGUGGGGCGGGCCCAACCUGCUGCUCCCAGGCAACUUGAAGAAGGCCCACUCCGCCCACGAGCUCAGAAGAGGCUCCGCCCUCUUAGACACCGACGAGGAGGAGUGUGCCGCUGAUGACGACCAGGGUGACCAUAGCAACCCUUGCAAUGAAAAAGGCCUCCUUCUUUCACCCAAGGAGCGCAUCAAGAACAUGUGGCAGGACUUUAGUGUGGACAAAUUAUCUCCACGGCAGCGACACCUUUCCGCAACAUCCACUCAGAGCCACCCGGGAGACCGCCGAGCGGCAGCACGGAAUAGGGUCAGGACCAGAGCUCACAAAUCAAAGAAACGCAGACAGACAGCUGAGAAGGAGAUCUGGCGUCCGCAGGUGACGGUGCCCAAACCUUUCCGCAUGAUGCUGCGGGAGGCGGCACUCAAGAGCAAGGGUGUCAAAUCUCGCUCGGAGAUCGAGCGGGAGAACACAGAACUUCGGCAACAGCUUGAAGAGCUGACCGAGUGCCAACGGAAGUUUCGGGCCAGUCCUGUGCCGGCCCACGUUCGGCUACCUCUCUACGAGGAGCUUCAGGAGAAAGACGAGGAGCGACGGCGCCAACUGCGAACCAGGGAACAGCAGCACCUCCUUAGCAUCACCCAGAAACCCUUCAGCUUCUUGGAGCGGGAGCGCUUGAAGAAGGAGCAGAAGGAGGUGCAGCUUCAAGAGCAGAUGCUCCUGAUCUCCAAGGAAGAGGAGGAGCGGAGGAGACGCCCGUUUAGGGCCAAACCCGUCCCCAAGGUGGUCAAGGAGGCGGCAACCGGCGAGUUGCAAAAAGAGGAGCAGCUCUACCGCUCUAUCAAGAUGCAGAUGCGAGCGAGGGAGUUGCUGCAGAGCUCCUCAAUGCCUCCUAGUAUGCUAGCAAAGCGGCUCAGCGAUCGACAAGCGCAGAAAUCCGCCUCCCAGAACGACCAAGAGGCCGAACAAAGCCACCGACCCAAAAUAAACGCCCAGGUUCCCGACUUCGAUGCCACCUACAAGCGAUUCCAGAACCAACUGGCUAGCAAGCGGGAUCUUCGGCCCUUGACGGCCUGUGAACCCUUCCAGUUGCGUACUGCCAACAUCGCCUCACACAAAGAACGUGUCAUGGCUGAGAUCGAAGCAGAGAGGAAGAGCCCUCGGGCAAAUCGAUGGCCCUUCGUCGCUCAAGCCGCCUUGUCGCCUCAAACCCCCUCGUCCUCUGUCUGCUCAUCACUGUCGGGGAGCCAGGAGUGCCUACAGUCCAAAAUCACGGAUGCAGCCAAGAAACGGCAGGAGGCCAUUAGGAAACUUCUAGAGCAGAGGAAGAAGGCUGAGGAAGAGGAGGAGCGAUGGAAGGAGAGGCAGCGGCAGAGAGAGAGGAAGCUGCAGAAGGUGAUAACCAAGCGAGCUCAGGCCAACGAUCCCCACGUGACCCUAGCACAGACCUGCCAGUCCAAACUCAAAGAGUUCAGGAAGCAGGAUUUGCAGAGGCGCAAAGAGUAUCGAGAGGAGAUGAAAGAAAUUCAUGAGAGAGUAAAGAGCAGACCCCUGCUACUGGAGCAGAUAGCACAGAUGAAUGCUAAGCAGGCAGCAGAGAAGCGCUACUCUAAAGCUUUGCGUGGGUGUGGUCUGAAUGAAGCCUUCAUCAGCAGUAAAGCAUCCAGGAGCCCAGAACACACACGAGACUCCACCCCCAGCGACCUGUCCGACAGAUACACUCCACACACACUCAGAGACCACCAGGACCCCACCGACCUGGCUGACGUGGCUAGCGGUGAAGAGUCUUUACCUGGUGAUUAUCCUGCUGAUUACGACGACUACGAGCAGGACAUCGAGGCUGAAAUGAUGGACGGAGAGAACGAGAAGGAGGAAGAGGAAGACCAGAGCGACCCUGAACAGGAGGGAGAGGAUCAGCGCUCCUAUGAGGAUGAUGAAGAUCUGGAUUACGCUGAUGAAGGUCAGGACAAUGAAGAUGAUGAUGAAGGGAGUGACCUGAGCCACCACAACACUAAGAGCCGAGAGGAGGGAGGAAGACCAUGCAGUGCUUCAGGAGAUGGAGGGAGGAAGAGUGAGGAUGAGGAAAGCAGGCAGAGCAGUCGGGCCUCCUCCAGAGAACAGGACAGAGACUGAGAGGAGUGACUCUUUAGCACCCCUGGUGGUGGAGGUGUUUUAUUUUUGUUUUUGAUCAUUUUGAUGAACAUUUUGAAGAUUAAAUAUAUGUUACGUUAUUAACUAUAUAUGUCCUAUACAGCCAACUACUACAGAGAUAAUAUAUAUAAGCAUUUAUAGUAUGAUGCUAGAUUAUAAGUGUAUUAAUUUGUGUUUCAUAUUCUUUUUGGCUUGAUAUCAAUUUCAAUGUAAUAAAGCUCUUCCCAACUGGGUGCUUUCAUGGUG
Molecule: messenger RNA, 2966 nt
Organism: Astyanax mexicanus (Mexican tetra)
Lineage: Eukaryota; Metazoa; Chordata; Actinopteri; Characiformes; Acestrorhamphidae
Gene: fam161a
Product: FAM161 centrosomal protein A
Exons: 7
Coding region: 171-2702 (843 amino acids)
Biological process (GO): cilium organization
Cellular component (GO): cilium
Source: RefSeq, a predicted model, not a curated record